AUGUAUAAUCCAUCUCAACUGAUAGCAGUUGGUAAUAAACAACCUCCACCUAUUUUAAAUGGUGGAAGUUUACAUAAUCAAUCUAAUCAAAAUGUUACAACAACUUUACAACCACCACCACCAACUCAACAACAAUCAAAUAAUCAACAACAACAAUCUUUAGGUCCAUUACCACCAACUCAACAACCACAACAACAGCAGUCUAAUCAACAACCACCUCAAGCACAAGCACAACCUACUGGACCAGGUAUAAUAGUCGCUGCGGCUCAAGCGCAAGCAGCUCAAGCAGCUCAACAAACUCAAGCUCAACCUCAAACUCAAAUUACAAAUAAUCCUGCUGCAAAUGCUUUAAGUGAAACAACUGCUUCAACUUGGUUAGCAAUAGGUUCAUUAGCAGAAAGUUUAGGAGAUGCUGAUCGUGCUUUAUCAUCUUAUGAUUCAGCUUUAAGACAUUUACCAAAUAAUCCAGAUGUUUUAAUUAAAUUAGCAAAUGUUUAUAGAUCAAAAGAUAUUUUUUUCAAAGCUGCUGAAUUAUAUGAACAAGCUUUAAAUUUUAAUCCUGAAAAUGGUGAAACUUGGGGUUUAUUAGGUCAUUGUUAUUUAAUGUUGGAUGAUUUACAAAGAGCUUAUGCUGCUUAUCAAAGAGCUUUAUAUUAUUUAGAAAAUCCAAAUGUUCCUAAAUUAUGGCAUGGUAUUGGAAUAUUAUAUGAUAGAUAUGGUUCAUUAGAAUAUGCAGAAGAAGCUUUUGUAAGAGUUUUAGAAUUAGAUCCAAAUUUUGAUAAAUCAAAUGAAAUUUAUUUUAGAUUAGGUAUAAUUUAUAAACAUCAAGGUAAAUUACAACCUGCAUUAGAAUGUUUUCAAUAUAUUUUAAAUAAUCCUCCUCAUCCAUUAACUCAACCUGAUGUUUGGUUUCAAAUUGGUUCUGUUUUGGAACAACAAAAAGAUUGGAGUGGUGCAAAAACUGCUUAUGAAAAAGUUUUACAAGUAAAUCCUCAACAUGCAAAAGUUUUACAACAAUUAGGUUGUUUAUAUUCUCAAGCUGAAAUGAAUCCUCCAACUCCAAGAGCUAAUAGUAAUGGGGGUGGUAACAGUGAAUUACCUUUCCAACAAGAUUUAAAAAUUGCUUUAAAAUAUUUAACACAAUCUUUAGAAAUUGAUCAAAGUGAUGCUCAUUCUUGGUAUUAUUUAGGUAGAGUUCAUAUGAUUAGAGGUGAUUUUAAUGCUGCAUAUGAAGCUUUUCAACAAGCUGUUAAUAGAGAUUCAAGAAAUCCAACAUUCUGGUGUUCAAUUGGUGUAUUAUAUUAUCAAAUUAGUCAAUAUCGUGAUGCUUUAGAUGCUUAUACAAGAGCAAUAAGAUUAAAUCCUUAUAUUAGUGAAGUAUGGUAUGAUUUAGGUACAUUAUAUGAAACUUGUAAUAAUCAAAUAAGUGAUGCAUUAGAUGCUUAUAGACAAGCUGAAAGAUUAGAUCCUGGUAAUCCUCAUAUAAAAGCAAGAUUAGAUCAAUUAAUAAAAUAUCAACAAGAAGGUAAUACUCAUCCACCUCAACCUCCCCCAGCUAUUCAACAACCUAGAUUACCACAAGGUAUGGUUUUGGAGAGUAGUCAACAAGAUCAACAACAACAACAGCAGCAACAACAACAACCUCCGGUUCCACACCAACAACCACAACAAUUACCACCUCAUCAACAGCAACAACAACAACAACAACAACAACAACAGCCACCUCAACAUAUGUUGGGUCAAUUAAAUUCUAAUCAACCUCCACCAGCGCCACCUCAAUUAAUGGCACAUCAAGCACAAAAUUCUCAAUUACCAGCACCACCGCGUCCUAAUCAACAUCAACAACAACCCCAACAUCAUCAAUCUCAACAACAACAACCUGGAAUAGCGGCAGGUUUGGCUCAAUAUCAAGGUUCAAAUAGCAGUUUACCAGCGCAUUCUCAACAACCAUUACCUCCUCAAGUACAACUUCAACAACUUCCUCCUCAACACCAACAACAACAACCUCAACCUCCUCAACAACACCAAACUCAAUUAGCACAACCUAAUCAGCCCCAACCACAACCACAACAACAGCAACAACAAAGUCCAGCUUUGCCAGCAAUAACUCACACCAAAGGUAAACCAGGUCGUAAACCUAAAUCUCAUCAUCAAGAUUCGAAGAAGGAUUCCCCAGCUCCAACAUCUAGUCAUAAAUCAAGUCAAGAACCACCUGCACCAACACCAUUACAACCACCGGCUCAUACUGUUCAAGAACAACAUAAACCCGAACCACAACAACAAAAACCACAACCACCGUUGAGGCAAGAAGAAUCAUUGAAACCAUCAAAUACUGCUACUCCUGCACCAGAAGUUACUCCAUCAAUAACGGAGAAUAAUGGUAAACAUGAUUUAGAAAAUAAACUUGAUGAAGGGAAAAUUUUAAAGAAACAAAAUAGUGCAUCAACACCAGCUACUUCAACAAAUAUUGAAUCAGGUAAAGUAACAGAGGAAGAAAAAAUACCUAAACCAAUUCAAUCUGAAUUAAAAAUCUCAUCUAAACCUGAUUAUAGUCAAACUACUGAUUCUUCAACACCAAUAGUUCAACCAAAUCCUGGAACUCCUGCAUCGGCAGAUGUUCCACCUGUUCCUCAAUAUUCUACAAAUGUGACUGAAAAAGAAGCAAAAUCUACAGAUGAACCAGAUGAUACUGAAUCAGCAGCUAUACCUUCUGAAGCUAAAAAUCAAAAUAAUGAGAAUGGAAAAAAGCCUGAACAACAACUGGAAAAAGAUCAAUCUCAACCUCAGCACCAUCAUCAUCAUCAUCAAGAAGAAGGGAAAUCCAAUGAUGUGAAGGAAAAUAAUGAAACAAAGGAAAAUACAGAAAAAAAAGAUGAAAUAGAGAAACACGAUAAACAGCAAGAACAACCACAAAAUAAUAAUAAUAAUAACAACAACACUAAUGAAGAACCUCCAAAGAAAUUAGAAGAUCCAAAAGAUGAUAAUCCUGAAGAUGAUGAAGAAGAACCACCAACAAAGAAUGCUGAUGAGAAAAUAGAACCUCCAAUGAGGAAAGUUGAAGAAGAUGAAAAUUAUGAUGAUGAUUAA
Lodderomyces pseudojiufengensis is the source of this 3087-nucleotide messenger RNA. It is a transcript of the gene SSN6, whose product is annotated as transcription regulator. NCBI's taxonomy places the organism in Eukaryota, Fungi, Ascomycota, Pichiomycetes, Serinales, Debaryomycetaceae. Gene Ontology annotation, biological process: regulation of gene expression. The transcript has a single exon. Gene Ontology annotation, molecular function: chromatin DNA binding; protein binding; RNA polymerase II cis-regulatory region sequence-specific DNA binding. The record is from RefSeq and is a predicted model, not a curated record. Bases 1 to 3087 code for a protein of 1028 amino acids.